Messenger RNA from Hyla sarda, 2017 nucleotides. Its product is annotated as 4-hydroxyphenylpyruvate dioxygenase. Gene Ontology annotation, cellular component: Golgi membrane; endoplasmic reticulum membrane. Gene Ontology annotation, molecular function: 4-hydroxyphenylpyruvate dioxygenase activity. Gene Ontology annotation, biological process: L-tyrosine catabolic process. The coding region runs from base 401 to 1615 and encodes 404 amino acids. The record is from RefSeq and is a predicted model, not a curated record. The transcript has 14 exons. NCBI's taxonomy places the organism in Eukaryota, Metazoa, Chordata, Amphibia, Anura, Hylidae.
CACAGCAGUGAUUGACAGAUGCUUAGGACCGGAAAGUUCCUUUAAGAUUUUGAGGAUUGUAUUUGCAUAGAUCCGCUGGAUUUAGGGGUUAGAUUAGGUCCAGAGGUCUUGCUGAGAUAGCGGGGAAUUGUGUGAACUAUCCGUCUCUAGCGCAGGCCUAAGCCGAAAGGCUUUGGGCCUAGUAAUUUGUCUUGUAAGCUGCGGAGGUCCUACCUCGUCCAAAGUCAGCAACCCAAGAGAGCGACAAUAUGGUGCAGCUCCCUUAUAUUGGCAGGGACUGGCCGUUUUGGAUUGGGCCAAUCAGCUGUCACUCACCGUUACAAUGGAUUGUGGGUGAUCACAUGUCCAAAACCACCAAAGGUCCUUUAGCAAAAACCAUAGAAUUCUGCAACCCGGUCACAUGACCCGCAGGUCCUGCGACGCUAAAACAACUUCUUACACUGACAAAGGAGAAAAGCAUGAACGAGGUCAAUUUCUAAGCUUUCAUCACCUUACCUUUUGGGUUGGAAAUGCAAAGCAGGCCGCAUCAUUCUAUUGUGAUAAGAUGGGAUUUGAACCUUUUGCCUACAAAGGACUUGAGACAGGCAGUCGAGAUGUUGUUUCUCAUGUUAUCAAGCAGAACAAGAUAUUUUUUAUUUUUCAAUCGCCACUAAAUCCAGGAAACAAUGAGAUGGGUGAGCAUCUAAUACAACAUGGCGAUGGAGUAAAGGACAUAGCUUUUCAGGUGGCAGACUGUGACUUUUUGUUUCAGAAAGCCAAGGAACGUGGGGCUGUGGUUGUAAAGGAGCCUUGGAUUGAAGAGGAUGAAGGCGGCAGAGUGAAAUAUGCAGUCCUACAGACGUAUGGAGAUACUACACAUACGCUCGUUGAGUACCUGGGGCCAUAUCAAGGUGUCUUCCUCCCAGGUUUUAAGAAGCCUCUGUACAGUGACCCACUGUUAUCUUCAUUGCCGUCCGGGUGCCUCAACUUCAUUGAUCACAUUGUAGGAAACCAGCCUGAUAAUGAUAUGGAGCCCACUGUGAACUGGUAUCAAAAGUGCCUGCUCUUCCACAGAUUCUGGUCUGUAGAUGACAAACAGAUUCAUACAGAGUACAGUGCCCUGCGCUCCAUUGUGGUGACAAACUACGAGGAGACUAUAAAGAUGCCAAUAAAUGAACCUGCUCCUGGGAAGAAAAAGUCACAGAUACAGGAAUAUGUAGACUACUAUGGUGGUGCUGGUGUACAGCACAUUGCUCUGAACACUUCCAACAUCAUCAAAGCAGUGAAGAAUCUGAAAUCUCGUGGAAUGGAAUUUCUUUCUGCACCGGAUACCUAUUAUGAUGAUUUGAAAAAAAAAUUAAAAAGUGCCAAAAUCACUGUAAAGGAAGAUAUCAGUGUGCUGCAGGAGCUAAAAAUUUUGGUUGAUUUUGAUGACAAAGGAUAUCUUCUUCAAAUCUUCACCAAGCCAAUGCAGGACAGACCGACCCUCUUCCUAGAAGUUAUACAGAGAUAUAGCCAUUAUGGCUUUGGAGCUGGCAACUUCAAAUCACUGUUUGAAGCAAUAGAAGCAGAUCAAGAUGCCAGGGGGAAUCUUACCAUCUACACCGAAAAUGUAGAACCUCAUACAUUUUAUUGAAAAGAACACAAACUGGAAUAGAUGUCAGCAUAUUUCCUUUUGUAUGCGGAAAAAAUUGAAAACCUUGCAGUGAGUUGUCAGAGGUUGUAAUAGCCUUCUAUGCCCGUGUCACCUAACGUCACUUUGUAAUCUUGGCAGCUCACUGGUAUAGAGAGGGUGGCUCCCUUAAUAACAAACCAAAUCUCUUCCUUAAAUUUCUUACUUUUGCUUAGUGGAAAAAAAAUGGCAUUCUGAUUGGUUGUUAUGUUUUUCUACAUUAACACUGGGCUCAAUGUAUUAUCAUGUAAUGUAAACCUAUGAAAGUUUAAGAAUAAAAUAUAAAUCACAGAUUUCUGGUGGUUAAUCAAAUUACUGACUUUGGACCAUCUGGAUCCUUUAGGGUACGUUCACACAUACAGGAUC